AUGUUGAUGUCUCUGGCUGUGAUUGGAGUCGUAUUGUUAUUCCUACAUCUUUAUAAUGCGCUUGUGGUGAGGCCGAAGAGGCUGCGAUCCAUGAUUACCAAGCAAGGAAUCAGUGGUCCGUCGCCGGCUUUUCUUCUGGGAAAUAUCAUGGACAUCAAGAAGGCCUAUCGUCCGAGCAGCAUUACUAAGGCUGCGACAAGCGAACCCUUAACUUACCACAACUGUGCUGCUGUUCUCUUCCCCUUCUUUGAGCAGUGGAGGAAGAAAUAUGGUGAAGUGUUUGUGUUUGCACUCGGCAACACGCAGAUUCUAUAUGUGAACAAACCCGAGGCAGUGAAAGAGAUUACAACAUGCACAUCCUGGGACUUGGGGAAGCCUAGUUAUCAAUACAAAGAGCGCCGUCCCUUACUUGGCCAUGGUAUUCUAACCUCCAAUGGUGCCUCUUGGGCUCAUCAGAGAAAAAUCAUUGCUCCUGAACUAUACAUGCAGAAAGUUAAGGGAAUGAUCAACUUAAUCACAGAGUCUACAAUGAGUCUGGUAGACUCUUGGAACAGUAAGAUUGAGGCACAGGGAGGAAUUGCAGACAUAAAAAUGGACCAGUGUAUGAAAAGUUUCUCUGGUGAUAUUAUCUCAAGGGCUUGUUUUGGAAGCAACUAUCUAAAAGGCGAAGAGAUAUUUCAGAAACUAACAGAUCUCCAGGAGGCCAUGGCCAGGAAACUUUUCUUGACCGGAAUACCUGGAUUGAGACACCUUCCAACAAAGAGCAAUAGGGAAGCUUGGGCAUUAGAGAAGGAGGCUGCAACUUUGAUACUACAGGUAGUGAAGGAGAGACAGACUGCAGGAUAUGAGAAAGACCUGUUGCAAAUGAUUCUGGAGGGUGCUAAAAACAGUGACCUUAGCCAAGAGGCAACAGACCGUUUCAUUGUGGAUAACUGCAAAAACAUUUACUUGGCUGGAUAUGAAACCACAGCAGUUACUGCCACAUGGUGCCUCAUGUUGUUGGCUUCGAAUCAAGAAUGGCAAGAACGUGUCAGAGCCGAGGUACUUCAAGUUUGCGAGGGUCGAAUUCCAGAUGCUGAUAUGCUCCUUAAGAUGAAACAGCUAACAAUGGUAAUUCAUGAAUCGUUGCGCCUUUAUCCCCCAAACACUGUGGUGUCAAGGGAGGCUCUUAAGGACUUGAAAUUUGGAGACAUUCGUGUGCCAAAGGGUGUUAAUAUUUGGACAAAUGUAGUAACCCUGCACACUGAUCCUGAAAUAUGGGGACCGGAUUCCUACACGUUCAAACCGGAGCGAUUCGCCAAUGGGAUCUCUGGUGCCUGCAAACUUCCUUACUUGUACAUGCCGUUUGGGAUUGGACCACGAAUAUGUCUUGGACAGAAUUUUGCAAUGGUUGAACUCAAGAUUCUGAUAGCUCUCAUACUCUCCAACUUCUCCUUCUCACUAUCUCCCAAGUACAUCCACAAGCCUUCUCUUAAGUUGGUUAUUGAACCAGAACACGGAGUUGAUCUCUUGGUGAAGAAGCUGUGA
Messenger RNA from Fragaria vesca subsp. vesca, 1527 nucleotides. Its product is annotated as cytochrome P450 734A1-like. Lineage: Eukaryota; Viridiplantae; Streptophyta; Magnoliopsida; Rosales; Rosaceae. The transcript has 5 exons. Gene Ontology annotation, molecular function: monooxygenase activity; oxidoreductase activity, acting on paired donors, with incorporation or reduction of molecular oxygen; iron ion binding. The record is from RefSeq and is a predicted model, not a curated record. Bases 1 to 1527 code for a protein of 508 amino acids.